Messenger RNA from Strongyloides ratti, 414 nucleotides. RefSeq lists its product as hypothetical. The coding region runs from base 1 to 414 and encodes 137 amino acids. The record is from RefSeq and is a predicted model, not a curated record. Lineage: Eukaryota; Metazoa; Nematoda; Chromadorea; Rhabditida; Strongyloididae. The transcript is spliced from 3 exons.
AUGGAUUAUAUUAAAAGUUUAAUCUUUCUACUGAUAAUAUUGUUGCCAUACUCAGAAUUAAAAAGAUACCAUAGAUACAGAUCAAAAAAGUAUUCAUUAACUUUAUCAAUUAGAAAUCAUAAUGUAACAGAUGCCAAAUUUUUCCGUUUAGUUGGUGUUGAUAACACAGUAGAUUUUAACCUUCCCCAAGGAAAAGUUUUUACACACAAGUAUGAGAUCAACAGAAAAGGAUACUGGACAUUAUUUGUAGAGUUUCCUGGUGAAAAAUAUGCCAAAUCUCCAAGGAAAAUAAUCUCCAGAGAUUCUCAUCAACAUUGGAUUAUGGAAGUAUAUUAUUAUCCAGGCAGUGUAGGGUUCAGUGAUUGGCAUAAGAUACAUGAUGUAAAAAAAAGGCGGAAAGCACAAAACUUUUAA